AUGGCAGCUUGGCAGCCCACUCUGCUCCUGCUGCCCUUGCUGGGGACCUGGGCCAUCCCGGGUCACGGAGGAGCCACCCAGGACCCUGGAGAGCCCAGUCUGCAGCUGGUCGGCGGCGGCUGCCGCUGCGCCGGGAUGCUGGAGGUGAAAUGGGAAGGCAGCUGGAGAGGAGUGUGUCGGGAUGGCAGGAGCAAGGCAGGAGUGGGGGACGUCUGCCAGAGGCUGGGCUGUGGCCCCCAGGUCCCCAAGCCCCUCCAGGUCACCUUCACCAGUGGGAAGGAGCCACAAUCGUGGCUGCUGCGGUGCCAGCAGCUGCUGGCCGCCCCGCUAACGUGCCGUCGGGCGCCGGAAAAUUGCACAGAUCCCAUCACCCUCGCUUGCAGUGAACCAGUGAAAACCACCCCCAAACCCCCACCGGUGCCUCCGACCACCACCCCGGAGCCUACCGGCCCCGCCAGGCUGCGGCUGGUGGACGGUGACUUCAGCUGCUCGGGCUUGGUGGAGCUGCACCGGGACGGGCUGUGGGGGGCUGUGGCGGGCAGUGUUUCCUUGGAGCUGGCCACCCGUGUCUGCCAGGCCCUGGGCUGUGGCUCCGCCAUCAGUAGCCAGGGCAAGCAGGAGCAGGGAAGCCACCUGCCGGUGCGGUGGGAGCUGGUGGAGCCGUGUGAGGAACCCUCCAUCUUUGACUGCUUCAACCGCAGCCGCGCGCGGGGCGGGAAGGUGCCGGCCUUCGUCGUCUGCUCGGAAUCCCAGCCCCGGGCCACGCGGAGGCUGGCGUGGGGUCCCACGCCUUGCGAAGGGGACAUCGAGGUGUUCCACGAGGGGCGGUGGCAGGUGCUGUGCGACCAGCGGGCGCAGCGAGCCGAGCGGGGCCGGCAGCUCUGCCGGGAGCUGCGCUGCGGGAACCUCUCCUCCAGCUCCGAAAUCCAGGAUCCUCCCGCCGCGGGUGUCACCUGCGGAAACCCCAUCCUGCACCUCUGCUCCACCGCCCUCAAGGAGUCCCAGACCUGCUCCCGGACCAGAGUCGUGUGCCAGGACUCAAAGCCACAGCCCCCCGGCGUGGCAGCUGGCACCAUCGUGAGCAUCUUCCUGGCCUUGCUGCUCCUGGGUGUUCUCCUGCUCAUCUGCGGCCCUCCAGCCUACAGGAGGCUGCUGAAGAGAAUCUCCAAAAAAAAGCAGCGCCAGUGGAUCGGCCCCACGGGACUCAACCAGACGGUCUCCUUCCACCGCAACAGCACGGUCACCGCCAGGCCGCGGGCGCAGCGGGGGGACAACGACUACACUCAGCCCCCCCAGCAGAGCUCCCGUUCCUCAGCUUACCCAGCCCUGGAAGGCGCCGGCAGAGCUUCCAACCACCCGGAUAACUCCUCUGACAGUGACUACGACCUGCACUCUGCCCACAGAGUGUGA
Apus apus (common swift) is the source of this 1410-nucleotide messenger RNA. RefSeq names its product CD5 molecule (gene CD5). Gene Ontology annotation, biological process: T cell costimulation. The coding region runs from base 1 to 1410 and encodes 469 amino acids. Gene Ontology annotation, cellular component: plasma membrane. The transcript is spliced from 10 exons. Lineage: Eukaryota; Metazoa; Chordata; Aves; Apodiformes; Apodidae. The record is from RefSeq and is a predicted model, not a curated record.